UGGAGGCUGGAGAGGAGAUUGCAAGAUGAAAGCUUUGCUGUUUGUCUUGUUGUUGGUGGCCUUCAUGUGCAAGGACUCAGUUGAGAGUCUGAAAUGUUAUGUUUGUUAUGGAAAGGAUUGUAGCUACAAGAUGAACUGUUUGAAAAAAGAAAGGUUUUGUUAUACUGCGAAAUAUGGAGAUGCGUUCAAAGGGAAAGGAUGUGCUGAAGUUUGCCUGACACCCAAGGAAUCUGAAAAUAUGUGUUGCACAACUGACUAUUGCAACUUUCGUUAGUUAAUUGCAUUGAUUAAAACAAAUCACGCCAAACCAGUCUGAUUUCAUUCAUUCUUUCACAAGUGACUAAUUUUCUAGAAGUACGAAAUAGGCUGUAGCAAAUAAAUAAUAGGAAUUGGAUACAAUAUGAGUCAAAUGUAAUAAAACUUGUUAUACAUAGAAUAUAGAAUAUUAUAUAUAG
Molecule: messenger RNA, 455 nt
Organism: Thamnophis elegans (Western terrestrial garter snake)
Lineage: Eukaryota; Metazoa; Chordata; Lepidosauria; Squamata; Natricidae
Product: actiflagelin-like
Exons: 3
Coding region: 26-274 (82 amino acids)
Source: RefSeq, a predicted model, not a curated record